Messenger RNA from Galeopterus variegatus (Sunda flying lemur), 1646 nucleotides. It is a transcript of the gene CDH7, whose product is annotated as cadherin 7, type 2. Gene Ontology annotation, biological process: calcium-dependent cell-cell adhesion; cell-cell junction assembly; adherens junction organization. Gene Ontology annotation, cellular component: catenin complex; adherens junction; plasma membrane. The transcript has 8 exons. The record is from RefSeq and is a predicted model, not a curated record. Gene Ontology annotation, molecular function: calcium ion binding; cadherin binding. Bases 344 to 1585 code for a protein of 413 amino acids. NCBI's taxonomy places the organism in Eukaryota, Metazoa, Chordata, Mammalia, Dermoptera, Cynocephalidae.
UGGACUUCUUCGUGGGUGCAUAUGGUACACGGCUAGUUGCUGUUAUUCAUCCUUCCAAUGUGGAUUAAUGAGAAAGGACCUAUUCUUCUGUAUGGCUUCAAGUUUUAGAUCAUUCACCCUACGGAUUUCUUAGAUGUCAUAGUUCGGGUACCUAUUACACCAUUCUUUGGAGAAGGCUGUCCAACAGUGGUGACCUCUUCCAAUCCAACACUCUACAAAUUAUUAUCCCUGGACUCUCAGUUGACACCCUGCCGGAGGCAAGAGCUACUAAGCCAACUGGAACUGUGCCUUUUCUUUUGUCAAGGUUUUUUUCUUACACAGGAAAAAGAAAGAAAAAAAAAAGAUGAAGCUGGGCAAAGUGGAAUUCUGCUAUUUUCUGCAGCUAAUAGCUCUUUUCCUGUGUUUUUCUGGGAUGAGUCAAGCAGAACUCCCAAAGUCCAGAUCAAAGCCCUAUUUCCAAUCAGGGAGGUCCCGGACCAAGCGCAGCUGGGUGUGGAAUCAGUUCUUUGUGCUGGAGGAAUACAUGGGUUCAGACCCCCUCUAUGUAGGAAAGCUUCACUCUGAUGUUGAUAAAGGAGAUGGUUCCAUCAAAUACAUCUUGUCAGGCGAAGGGGCAAGUUCCAUUUUCAUUAUUGAUGAGAACACUGGGGAUAUUCAUGCUACCAAGAGACUGGACCGGGAGGAGCAGGCCUACUACACACUCCGAGCUCAAGCGCUGGACAGGCUCACCAACAAGCCCGUGGAGCCUGAAUCUGAGUUUGUCAUCAAAAUUCAGGAUAUCAAUGACAAUGAACCCAAAUUUUUGGAUGGCCCAUACACGGCAGGAGUUCCUGAAAUGUCCCCUGUGGGGACCUCAGUGGUGCAAGUGACAGCAACGGAUGCUGACGAUCCUACAUAUGGCAACAGCGCCCGCGUGGUCUACAGUAUUUUGCAAGGACAGCCAUAUUUCUCAGUGGAGCCAAAGACAGGAGUCAUCAAGACCGCCCUUCCAAACAUGGAUAGAGAGGCUAAAGACCAGUAUUUGCUUGUUAUUCAGGCAAAGGAUAUGGUUGGUCAAAAUGGAGGACUGUCAGGAACCACAUCUGUCACUGUGACCCUAACUGAUGUCAACGAUAACCCACCUCGCUUUCCUCGAAGGUCUUACCAAUACAAUGUCCCAGAAUCAUUGCCUGUAGCCUCGGUUGUAGCCAGAAUUAAAGCUGCCGAUGCAGAUAUUGGAGCUAAUGCUGAAAUGGAAUACAAAAUUGUGGAUGGUGAUGGAUUAGGGAUUUUUAGGAUUUCUGUUGACAAGGAUACACAGGAAGGAAUCAUUACUAUCCAGAAGGAACUGGAUUUUGAAGCCAAAACAAGUUACACGCUAAGGAUAGAAGCUGCAAACAAAGAUGCCGACCCUCGCUUUCUAAGUUUGGGGCCAUUCAGUGACACGACAACCGUGAAGAUAAUUGUGGAAGAUGUGGAUGAGCCCCCUGUGUUUUCUUCACCCUUGUACCCCAUGGAGGUGUCAGAAGCUACCCAAGUAGGGAAUAUUAUUGGCACUGUAGUGGCCCAUGAUCCGGAUUCUUCCAAUAGCCCUGUAAGCAAAUGAAACCCGUUUAUAUAUGUAUUGAGCCAUAGGAGCAGAAGUAAAACAGAAUGAGGACAACACA